GGUUUUUUUUCGAAUUUUCCUUCAUUCGAUGUGUGAAGAGUUCGAUAUGAGUGCGACAAAACACAACGAGAGAGUUGGACGACGAAAUGAUCGGAAACGCGACGCAAGUCAGGCUUGUCUUCCAGAACGUUCUCCAUCGCUACGCUCGGAACCUCGCCAACAGCGUAGUCACCCAUACCUUCAAACUCGUACAAACACACAUCGUCAGCGUCCGAUGAUCCGUCCUUCAUCUGUUGUUUCAAUGUCUGGAAGAUCCAUAGCACCAUCAGAUAGCAGUGAAAAUGAUGAUCGUCAUUUUGAUGUCGAUGAAGAAAUGGAAAGCAUGUCGUUGGAUUCACCACUUCCUAUUGAAGUUCCAGCUCGUCCAUUUCCAGACAAGCCAUACUACUGGAUGAAUGAUUAUAAGACAUUGGAGUUCAUCCGAACUAAUUUCCCAUCGGAUUCUUUUUAUGUCAUGCAUAAUGGAAAAAUUAUUGAAAAUUUCAAUGCUUUUAUCGAUGAGAACAUGGGACAAAGCCUUGUCAAGUAUUCAUUCCAUCUCAGAGUUCGUGGUGGAAAAGGUGGAUUUGGUUCUCUUCUUCGUUCAUUUCGUGUUAAUAAAAGUACAAAUAAACUGAUGAUGAGAGAUUUAAAUGGACGAAGAAUGGCAUCUGUUGAUGAAGAGGCAAAAUUGAAGCGUUAUUUGGAGAAACAAGCGAGAAAAGAGCAGGAAUUAAAGGAGAAACGCAAAGCAAAACUUGAAAAAUUAACCGCUGGACCAGCAAAACAUAUGUUUGAAGAUCAAGAUUAUCUGUCACGUCGUGAAGAAAUAAUCAAUAAAACUGAAGAUGCUUGUGAAGCUGGUUUCGCAUUGAUGCUAGAAAUGAAAAGAAAUUCGAGGAAAUCAAAAGAGCAAGAAAAUAAGAAUGACGAAGACGAAGAUGAUGACGUGAACGCUGAAGACGUGACUGAUCUGUUCAAUGAUAGAGGUGGAAGAAAGCGAAAAAUUGCAGCUCCAAGUAUUGGUGAAGACGGAGGAAAUAAACGAAUCAAUGAUGAAAGCGAUGAUAGUGAAGAUGAUUCAGAAAAUGAAGUGGAUCCAGAAGAACUUGAAGCUAUUCGUCAAUAUUUCGAAGCUAAAAAGCAAGAUGAGAAGGAUAAUGGUGAAGGAACAUCCGAAGCAGUUCCAGAAGUUUUAGUUGACGAGCAAGAAAUAGAACCAGCAAAGCGUCCAAGACUUGAUAGCGCUUCUAACAUUGACGAUCUUCCAAAAAUCGACGUUAAAACUCCUUGUGAAUAUGGUCCAAUCUCGCUCGACGAUUUCACCAGUGCAGAGGAUCUUGAACUUCUGGGCCUGGAACAUCUUAAAAGUGCUUUAAACGAUCGGGGACUAAAGUGUGGCGGAUCUCUUGUUGAACGCGCGGCUCGUUUGUGGUGUGUCAAAGGAAAACAGCCACGAGAAUAUCCGAAGAACAUUUUAACACCGGAAUUGAAGAAGAAGAUCGCGGAAGAAGAAGAAGCCGAAAGAAAAGCAGCAAAGAAAGCUAAAAAAUCGAAAAAGAAUCAAUAACACAUUUGAAUUGUAAUAGUUUAUUUCCAUUUUUGUUUUGAAAAUUAAAAUUAAAAACAAAACAUUUCUUGUUUUUCUCUUUCCUUUGAACUUUUGAUCUGUGAAAUGUAAAUUUGAAUAAAAAAGAAGUUAAU
Molecule: messenger RNA, 1683 nt
Organism: Caenorhabditis elegans
Lineage: Eukaryota; Metazoa; Nematoda; Chromadorea; Rhabditida; Rhabditidae
Gene: sde-2
Product: Replication stress response regulator SDE2
Exons: 4
Coding region: 47-1549 (500 amino acids)
Cellular component (GO): nucleus; cytoplasm
Source: RefSeq, marked reviewed